Molecule: messenger RNA, 336 nt
Organism: Echinostoma caproni
Lineage: Eukaryota; Metazoa; Platyhelminthes; Trematoda; Plagiorchiida; Echinostomatidae
Source: the annotation of a GenBank genome assembly
AUGUAUAAUCACGUGAAGGAUACCACCAGAUUUGGAUCAGGCUAUCAGCCAUCAACAUUGGACUUGAUAUUGACAAUCGCGGAGCUUGUGGGCCGUGAUCGUCGUGUUGCUCAGAUGCCCCUUAUUUUAUGCGUAGACAGUCGAUCAGAUGAGAAUAACAUUACCCUGGUGGGAAUUCCACCGCUGCAUGGUGAUGACGACCGAAAUCUUUUCGGCCAGGCUUUUGAGGCCGCUGUUCGCAAAACCAAGGCUCGUGCGGAAUUUCGNAACUGCAUUGAACUGCAUCGAGAGGAUAUGCUAAAGCUGUUCGAAGCGUUGUCCGCUCUGUUAUCCUAA